AAACAUCCUGCUGAAGCCGUUGCCUUUCUUCUUCUUGUGUCCCAUUCUUCCUUGUGCUUCAGAGUGCAGAGUUUUAGUUUUUAGAAGAUAAAAAAUGUCUUUGGAGGUAGAAUCCGCAGACGUGAUCCGUCUGAUAAUGCAGUACUUGAAAGAAAACAAUCUGCACCGGACGCUGGCGACCCUGCAGGAGGAGACCACGGUGUCUCUGAACACAGUGGACAGUAUAGAGAGCUUUGUCGCAGACAUAAACAGUGGCCACUGGGACACUGUCCUGCAAGCCAUCCAGUCCCUCAAACUGCCAGAUAAGACCCUGAUAGAUCUCUACGAGCAGGUUGUGUUGGAGCUCAUUGAGUUGAGAGAGCUGGGUGCAGCCCGUUCACUGCUGAGGCAGACUGAUCCCAUGAUAAUGCUGAAGCAGACCCAGCCAGAGAGGUACAUCCACCUGGAGAACCUGCUGGCUCGCUCCUACUUUGAUCCUCGGGAGGCAUACCCAGAUGGAAGCAGUAAGGAGAAGCGGCGGGGGGCCAUCGCCUUGGCUCUGGCAGGGGAGGUCAGCGUGGUGCCGCCCUCUCGUCUCAUGGCCUUAUUGGCACAGUCGUUGAAGUGGCAGCAGCAUCAAGGUCUGCUGCCUCCUGGUAUGACCAUCGACUUGUUCAGGGGUAAAGCUGCCGUCAAGGAUGUGGAGGACGAACGCUUCCCCACUCAACUUAGCAGACACGUCAAGUUUGGACAGAAAUCUCACGUGGAGUGUGCACGUUUCUCUCCUGAUGGUCAGUACCUGGUUACCGGCUCUGUCGAUGGUUUCAUUGAGGUCUGGAACUUCACUACCGGCAAAAUCAGAAAGGAUCUGAAGUAUCAGGCGCAGGAUAACUUCAUGAUGAUGGAUGAUGCCGUGUUGUGUAUGUGCUUCAGUCGGGACACAGAGAUGUUGGCCACCGGCGCUCAGGAUGGAAAAAUCAAGGUAUGGAAGAUCCAGAGCGGCCAGUGUCUGCGGAGGUUUGAGCGUGCGCACAGUAAAGGUGUAACGUGUGUCAGUUUCUGUAAGGACAGCAGUCAGCUCCUAAGUGCCUCCUUCGACCAGACCAUCAGAAUCCACGGUCUGAAGUCGGGUAAAACGCUAAAGGAGUUCCGCGGCCACGCCUCAUUUGUUAACGAGGCCACCUUCACUCCAGAUGGACAUCACAUCAUCAGCGCCUCCUCUGAUGGCACAGUUAAGGUGUGGAACAUGAAGACCACUGAGUGCACGAACACAUUCAAGCCUCUGGGCACGUCUGCCGGCACCGACAUCACCGUCAACAACGUCAUCCUGCUGCCUAAGAACCCGGAGCAUUUUGUUGUGUGUAACCGCUCCAACACGGUGGUCAUCAUGAAUAUGCAGGGGCAGAUUGUGAGGAGCUUCAGCUCCGGUAAAAGGGAAGGAGGAGACUUUGUGUGCUGCACGCUGUCUCCCCGCGGCGAGUGGAUCUACUGCGUGGGUGAAGACUUUGUGCUCUACUGCUUCAGCACCGUCACCGGCAAGCUGGAGAGAACGCUGACGGUCCACGAGAAGGAUGUGAUCGGCAUCGCCCACCAUCCACACCAGAACCUGAUCGGCACCUACAGCGAGGACGGCCUGCUGAAGCUCUGGAAGCCGUGAAGCGUGCCGUUCUCGCCCUGCAGCUCCUCUCCUCUCUCUGAACUCUGCUCUCCGGGUUUUUUGUUCUUUUUGGAGCUCAUGGAGCAGCGACCGCUUCAGGUCGGUCUGGACUGAAGGUGCUGAGGAGAGACUUGUGUGUUUGUGAUUCUGCGGGUGACGAAUCACAACUCGUUUGCGUGCAGAUGAGUGUCGGUGAGAGUUUGGAGAGUUCGUAUCGUGGAAUCUUUCUCAGUCAUUCCAUGGAAAGAUUUGCACGAUUUUUGUAAUCUGGCUCAAUGAUUCCUUUUAUGUUUUUCACUUAACAGUGAGUCUUGUUACAAAUGACAAAAAAUCUCAUUGUAGAAACAAAUUAUCUUAUUGCAAUGUUGAAUUAUGUCAGUUUAAGUGUAAAUUAGUUGCAUAAAACUCCUGCAUUUACAGUUGCUCCAAUAAAUACACUUAUACUUGUCAACAUCA
Molecule: messenger RNA, 2092 nt
Organism: Thalassophryne amazonica
Lineage: Eukaryota; Metazoa; Chordata; Actinopteri; Batrachoidiformes; Batrachoididae
Gene: smu1a
Product: SMU1 DNA replication regulator and spliceosomal factor a
Exons: 12
Coding region: 95-1636 (513 amino acids)
Biological process (GO): mRNA splicing, via spliceosome
Cellular component (GO): precatalytic spliceosome
Molecular function (GO): protein binding
Source: RefSeq, a predicted model, not a curated record